This is a messenger RNA of Gasterosteus aculeatus aculeatus (three-spined stickleback), 1638 nucleotides long. The record is from RefSeq and is a predicted model, not a curated record. Lineage: Eukaryota; Metazoa; Chordata; Actinopteri; Perciformes; Gasterosteidae.
AGAACUCCGCUACCCACAAUGCCUCACCCGCUUCCGGUUUGCAACCAUUCGAGAUCUAAGAUGGCGGACCGGCGGCGACGGAGGAGGCGCGCGUCCCAGGACAGCGAGGACGACGACGAGUCUGGUUCUGGUUCGGACAGCGGGAGGUCCGGGUCCCCGACGGCGGCCAAGAGCCGCGUGAGGGAUCCCGAACCGCCGGAGGUGGCGCCGGCCCGGGUCGAGCCUAAAGUCGAGGCGGAGUCGGAGUGUGAGAGUGAAGAUGGAGUCGGAGAAGCUGUGCUCUCGGACUACGACAGCGCUGAUCCAGAAGAAAACGGAUCCCAUUCAGAGGGAGCCGAGGAGGAAGAGGAGGCCGAGCAGUACAGCGACGAAGAGGCUCCGGCCGGCGAGGCCACGCUGCCCGCUGCCGACGGCCCGGCUACGGUGGAGGAGACGCAGCAGAAGCUGGUGGAAGUAACGGUGCUGACUGAGGGUGAAGAGGAGGAGAAGGGUGAAGAAGAGGAAAAGGGGGAAGAGGAGGUGGAGGAGGAGGAAGAGGAACAGCAAGGAGGAGGAGGUGACGACGACAGUAAAGAGGAGCGCAAAGCAGAGGACAACGAGAACCUGGCUGGCGAGAGACAGAGCGGAGACGGACAGGAGUCCACAGACGACCCUGAGACAAAAGCUGCAGGGAAACCCGGUCAGAAGCUGGAUGACGACGAGGACCGGAAGAACCCGGCGUACAUCCCGAGGAAGGGUCUGUUCUUUGAGCACGACGUGAGAGGCCACGCCCAGGAGGAGGAGCGGCCCAAAGGCAGAAACAGGAAGCUGUGGAAGGACGAGGGUCGCUGGGAGCACGACCGCUUCAGGGAGGAGGAGCAGGCGCCGAAGAGCCGCGAGGAGCUCGUCUCCAUCUACGGCUACGACAUCCGGAACGGGGGGGGCACCGCGGAGCGGCCGUACCGACAGCGCAGGCCGAGACAGAGUUUGUCUCCCAGCAGAGACAAGCGGUGGAGGGACGGAGGAGGAGAGCGACCGGUUCGGACCUGGCACAGUGGAGGAGGAGGAGGAGGCCUGAACCGGGGGGGAGUGGCGCCCGUGUCUAGCCACGUACCCCCGACCCCCCUGUCCUCCCUCCCCCAGCGUAGUAGCAACCCCUCCAGACUGCCGCCGUCCCGAAGCAGACAGUCCCACCCCCUCCCGCCCCAGUACAGGAAUGACGAAUCCAACACGCCCCCGAUGCCCCCCAGGGAACGACAGGGCCCCAAAGCUCCCUACGACCCGGGGGACCGGGGCCCGGCGGUCAGGGGGGGUCGCGGGGGGGUGAGAGGCUCCUCCGUGGUCAUCGAGGACGCUGCGGUCGGCGAUCAGGCCCCGGACGCCGUGACGGCGUCUCAACCGGGCGGUUACCCGUCUGCGUUACCGCGGCGACAGCAGCAGGAACAGCGAGGGGGCGUCGGCGACCGAUUCGUGUCAGGGUUGGCGGCCUCCGACCAGCCGACCAUUCGGGAGGCCUCUCCCCCCGCCGAGAGGCCCCCGGAGCGCAAGUCCUACGCUCUGGCUCGCAGGACCCGCUCGCGACCCGCUGACCUGGGCAGCAAGCAACCGUCAGUAGAGGAGUCCGCCACCUCCUCACCCAGCGGGGCGGGGGGGAAAGGC